UCACAACAUAGUUAGCUGGCCAUUCGUUUUGAUUUCAAUUUUUUAUUUUCUCUCGGUUUCUCACCUUCUUCGAGUUUUCCAGAAGACCGAGAAGGAGAGAGGGAAAAAAAAAAACAGGAGGAAAAGAAAAAGAAAUGGAGCAUUGAGUUUUGAAAUUCCUUUCCUCGUUUAUGCGUCGCUCGCAUUGAUUUUUCCGUGGGUUUCUCGGGAAAAUCUAGGGGAAAGAGUUGUUGGAUUAGAUUUUCUUUUCCCUUUUCCGGGAGGAGGGACUUUUGUUGGUGUGAAGUCUGCGUGCAUUUGGGUUGAAUAGAUCUGAGGAUUUUCCGGCUGCUGGAGGUGCGGCCCGGCGAUCUCUUUGCGGUUCUGGUGGGAAGAUUGAUGAGUUCGAUUUCCUGGAAAGUACAGAAGAGCGUAGAGAUUUUUUUCUGACACGGUUGACACGGUUUCUUUCUGUCAACGCGUGGCCGAUGGAAUUGGGCUCGUGUAAUGCAAAGGAGAAAGGCUUCUCCAAUCGGGUUUGAGUGUCUUCGUUUGAAACAGUAUCGCAAGGGCAUCACUGUUGUCAGAGAUCUGAAGUCAAUUUUUGAUUCAACAUUCCCGUACAUUUUUGCAGCAGCAGAAGGAGAAUAUAGAGUAAGAAAGUGAAGAUGAUGCGGGUGAAGAAUAAACCGACAGGGCUGUCAUCGAUCAAUGGUGGCUCAGCCGGCGAUGGUGGCGAGUCAGGCCCAGUGGAAUGGGAGCUGAGACCAGGAGGAAUGCUGGUACAGAGACGAGACCCGAAUUCUGAUCGGAGCUCCGUUCCCGCUCCCACCAUUAGAGUUAGGGUUAAAUUCGGCUCCAUCUAUCACGAAAUCUAUAUCAGUUCUCAAGCCACCUUCGGGGAGUUGAAGAAGAUGUUGUCAGGGCCAACAGGGCUUCACCACCAAGACCAGAAGCUGUUGUUCAAGGACAAGGAGAGGGACUCCAAUGCCUAUCUUGACAUGGCCGGUGUCAAGGACAGAUCGAAAAUUCUGUUGGUUGAGGACCCUAUUAGCCAGGAGAAGCGAUAUCUCGAGAUGCGAAGAAAUGCUAAGAUGGAAAAGGCCUCAAAGUCGAUCUCCGAAAUCAGUUUGGAGGUUGACAGGCUCGCUGGCCAGGUAUCAGCUCUUGAAUCGGUUAUUUCCAAAGGUGGUAAAGUUGCAGAAAAAGUGAUGUUGAAUCUCACCGAGUUGUUGAUGAAUCAGCUGAUUAAUUUGGACAGUAUAAUCGCGGAUGGAGACGUUAAAUUGCAGAGGAAAAUGCAGGUGAGAAGAGUGCAGAAGUAUGUCGAAACUCUAGAUAUGUUGAAGAUAAAGAACUCGACCUCUGACAGCGAUGGAGAUCAAAUGCCAAUGCAGCAUCAGCAGAAGCGACAGUCUAACGGGCAAAGACCACCAGCAGCAGCGCCACCACUAAUUCAACAGCUGCAGCAACCAAGGCAUUCAGUAGCCCACCUGCCAAUACAAAUGCAUCAGCAGCCGCCACAGCCAUCAAGGCAUUCAACAUCAGGGCCUGUUGUUGUGACCACAAAAUGGGAGACUUUCGAUUCUGCCUCAGCCCCACCACUAGUGUCGGCGCCCCCCACAUCCGCGACCACUGCAGCCAACAUCAAUCCAGUUCAUCCUAAACUCAAUUGGGAAUUCUUCGAUUGAAUGAGUAUAAAAACUAGUUUUUAUCUGUCUUUGUGUUGUGUGGAUGUGUGGUUUUGGGUUUGCCUGUAGUUGGUUUGGUGUCUACUCUCCAUUCUCCAUUCUCCAUUCUUUUCUGUACUUAGAUUUUGUUAGCACCCACCUUGAAUUUGUCCAUUCAGUUGAUCAGAAAUAAAUGGGGUUACAUCUUACAUCUUACAA
This is a messenger RNA of Vitis riparia (riverbank grape), 1868 nucleotides long. RefSeq names its product BAG family molecular chaperone regulator 3. Lineage: Eukaryota; Viridiplantae; Streptophyta; Magnoliopsida; Vitales; Vitaceae. Gene Ontology annotation, biological process: protein stabilization. Gene Ontology annotation, cellular component: cytoplasm. Gene Ontology annotation, molecular function: protein-folding chaperone binding; adenyl-nucleotide exchange factor activity. The record is from RefSeq and is a predicted model, not a curated record. The transcript is spliced from 4 exons. The coding region runs from base 648 to 1670 and encodes 340 amino acids.